Durusdinium trenchii is the source of this 1200-nucleotide messenger RNA. The record is from the annotation of a GenBank genome assembly. Lineage: Eukaryota; Dinophyceae; Suessiales; Symbiodiniaceae.
AUGUCGUUCUACGACGUGUCCAUCAGCUUGCCUGCCAAGGUGCGAGGCCCAGAAGCUGAAGAAGAGUGGCAAGAGGUGGACUGGGUGACGUGGAGCACCGGAUCUGUGACAGUUGAGCCAGAGUCGUUUCUCAUACUCUUCAAACCCGUGGGAGGUGGCAAUGUCAAGGCCAAAACCUUAGGCAACUUGGUCCGGGCUUCCAGCGUUGUGCAUGAAGGCCAAGACGUGAAGACACUGAUUGUCACAACUUCUGAGUCGCUGCACAAGACGUUUCGGCUGACUUUCUCGUCUGGGGCAGACACCACGGAGUUCUUGGACUUGGCCUGCCAAGCAGAGCGAGCUCAUGAGGCUGCCAGCAAGCUUCAGGAUACAUGUGGUGUCGAUUCUUCAGCUGAAGCCGCCAGGUUGGAGUUGCAAAUCCGGACGAGGUUGGCCAAUCGUUGGCCCUUGGUCUUCACAGGUGCAGAACUCUAUGGACCAGAUCCAAAUAGUGAAGUCAGCACGGAGGUUUUGCUGGGCCGUGGUGCUUUGGUGCUUCUGGAUCCUCCUGAGACAGCGAACAAGGUUGGUAGUUACGAGCUUUUGUUCUACUGUGAGGACGAGGACUCAAAGCCUAGCCAAAGCUUUACUAUAUCGCCGGAGAUGACACUGACAAGGCAAGAAGAAGAGGAUGAAGGACUCGCAGUGUCCUACAUCUUGAAGGGUCCUUCCAUGAAAGCUGCAUAUUCUUUGUGCUUCGAGGACAAGUCAACAGCAGGAAACUUUGUGCGAGAUUUCAGAGUUCGAUCCAGACUCAUGGACAUGUCACUGAAAACAGUUCGAGGUCGAGCAGCAGCUCAAGACCUUCGAAAAGAUCUAGAGAGCAUGAAGCAAAGAAGUCUAGCUGCACGAGCAUGCAGGGCGCUUCGGCUGCUUUUCCUCGUUGCGACACUGCUCCUAGCAGCAAGAGCUGCUCAUUUGUUUUCGCAAAACAGUGAGCGACAGCCCAUGGAGUACUUGUCUACAAUUGGUGAAGACAUUAGCGGCACUCUCCACUUGUCGGCAUCUGCAACAUCUACUGCUGGCACAAAGGUGUGCGAAGUUGCAUUCGGCACAGUGGAUCGGGCUGGGUUGCGACAGUGCAGCAAAGAGACAUCAGCUUCGAGCAUGCGGCAAUGCAUCGACUCACUGGUGGGCUAUGCACCAGUGAUGGGCUGGUGA